Messenger RNA from Scedosporium apiospermum, 1254 nucleotides. RefSeq lists its product as uncharacterized. The coding region runs from base 1 to 1254 and encodes 417 amino acids. Gene Ontology annotation, biological process: gluconeogenesis; glycolytic process. Gene Ontology annotation, cellular component: cytosol. The record is from RefSeq and is a predicted model, not a curated record. The transcript has 3 exons. Gene Ontology annotation, molecular function: ATP binding; phosphoglycerate kinase activity; ADP binding. Lineage: Eukaryota; Fungi; Ascomycota; Sordariomycetes; Microascales; Microascaceae.
AUGUCUCUCUCUAAUAAGCUCUCCAUCGCUGACGUUGACGUCAAGGGGAAGCGGGUCCUCAUCAGGGUCGACUUCAACGUCCCUCUCGAUGAGAACAAGAACAUCACCAACAACCAGCGCAUCGUCGGCGCCAUCCCCACCAUCAAGUACGCCCUCGACCAUGGCGCCAAGGCCGUCAUCCUGAUGUCCCAUCUCGGCCGCCCCAACGGCACCCCCAACCCCAAGUUCAGCCUCCAGCCCGUCGUCCCCGAGCUCGAGAGACUGCUCGGCAAGUCCGUGCAGUUCGCCCCCGACUCUGUCGGUCCCGAGGUCGAGAAGCUCGUCAACGAGGCUCAGGACGGUGCCGUCAUCUUGCUCGAGAACUUGCGCUUCCAUGCCGAGGAGGAGGGUUCCUUUAAGGAUAAGGAUGGGAACAAGGUUAAGGCUGAUAAGGCCAAGGUUGAGGAGUUCCGAAAGGGUCUUACUGCCCUCGGCGAUAUCUACGUCAACGACGCCUUCGGCACUGCCCACCGUGCCCACUCUUCCAUGGUCGGCGUCGACCUCCCCCAAAAGGCCGCUGGUUUCCUUGUAAAGAAGGAGCUCGACUACUUCGCGCAAGCCCUCGAGAACCCCAAGCGCCCCUUCCUCGCCAUCCUCGGCGGCGCCAAGGUCUCCGACAAGAUCCAGCUGAUCGACAACCUCCUCGACAAGGUCAACACCCUCAUCAUCUGCGGCGGCAUGGCCUUCACCUUCAAGAAGGCCCUCAACAACAUGGCCAUCGGCAACUCCCUCUACGACGCUGCCGGCGCCGAGACCGUUCCCAAGCUUGUCGAGAAGGCCAAGGCUAACAACGUCAAGCUCGUCCUCCCUGUCGACUACAUCACCGCCGACAAGUUCUCCAAGGAUGCUAAUGUCGGCAAGGCCUCUGACGAGACCGGCAUCCCCGACGGCUGGAUGGGCCUCGACGCCGGCGAGGAGAGCAUCAAGCUCUUCAAGCAGGCUAUCGAUGAGUCUAACACUAUCCUCUGGAACGGCCCUACUGGUGUCUUCGAGUUUGAUAAGUUCGCUCACGGCACCAAGGCUACUUUGGACGCCGCCGUCGCCGGCGCCCAGGCUGGCAAGAUUGUCAUCAUUGGCGGUGGUGAUACCGCCACCGUUGCGGCCAAGUAUGGUGUUGAGGACAAGCUUAGCCACGUUUCCACCGGUGGUGGUGCCAGCUUGGAGCUUCUGGAGGGCAAGGAACUUCCUGGCAUCGUUGCUCUGUCGAGUAAGUAA